Messenger RNA from Saitoella complicata NRRL Y-17804, 1115 nucleotides. RefSeq names its product NGG1p interacting factor 3. The transcript is spliced from 2 exons. Gene Ontology annotation, cellular component: cytoplasm; mitochondrion. The coding region runs from base 45 to 905 and encodes 286 amino acids. NCBI's taxonomy places the organism in Eukaryota, Fungi, Ascomycota, Saitoellomycetes, Saitoellales, Saitoellaceae. The record is from RefSeq and is a predicted model, not a curated record.
GUCUUCCUCCAUACAACGACGUUAACCGGGUACCCAGUAAACAAAUGGCCUCGGCUCCAGCUAUCUUGCCAAAGGUAUUGAAGACCGUGCAGAAGCUUUAUCCUGUUGCGCUUGCCGACAAGACAUGGGAUAACACCGGUCUCCUCCUCGAAGCGCCAAUCCCCCACAGACCUGCUGCAAAUGGAGUCAGCCGAGUUUUGCUCACUAUUGACUUGACGACCGCUGUUGCUGAGGAGGCGCUCAGGGAGGGCAGUGGUGUCGCCGUGAUUGUGGCAUACCACCCUAUCAUUUUCCGUGGGUUAAAGUCUCUUACAAUGAAGGACACACAACAGCGCUCUCUCCUCCGCCUUGCAGCGGCCGGGAUCUCCAUAUACGCACCGCAUACCGCCGUAGAUGCUGCUGUGGGUGGAGUCAACGACUGGCUCGCGGAUGGAGUUUCGGGUGGUAAGGAGCACGAGGAGAAGCGUGAGGUUCUGCAGAACGGCACCAAAGUCGAGGGACACGAAGACGGUGGCAUGGGCCGACUGGUGGAGCUGAAGGAGCCGCUGGAGUUGAUAGAGUUGGUGAAGCGCGUGAAGAAGUUGACGGGGCUGAAAUACGUUCAGGUCGCACGGCCUCAAUUAUUGGAGAAGGUGAAGACCAUCGCCAUAUGUGCUGGUUCUGGAGGUUCUUUGUUCAGAGGCGUUCAAGCCGACUGUUUCUUUACCGGUGAACUGGGUCACCAUGAGACCUUGGCUACGGUUGAAAACGGCAUGAGUGCGAUCAUCUGUGGUCAUACAAACACUGAACGUGGGUUUCUCGCAGCAGUGAUGAAGCCUAGAUUAGAGGAACUGUUAAAGGAGGAGGAGGAGAAGAUUGAGGUUGUGGUUAGUGAAGGUGACAGGGAUCCUGUAGAGAUCAUGUAGAUAGGUAUAUGGUAAAGACUAACGCCGCGUUCCCAAGGCACACCCAGUAAUCAUUUCUAGUCAUCCGCUUCCGUUGCGUUUUGCUUCGGAGGCGGUGUAGGCGCGCCAUGGUUCAUAGCGGCUUCACACCUUUCUCUCAAAUCUUUCACUCCCCGUACCUCUGACCAUCGAUCAAGGAUCCCUUGUACUUUCGUCCAUUGCCGUUCUGCU